Molecule: messenger RNA, 822 nt
Organism: Salvia miltiorrhiza (redroot sage)
Lineage: Eukaryota; Viridiplantae; Streptophyta; Magnoliopsida; Lamiales; Lamiaceae
Product: universal stress protein PHOS32-like
Exons: 4
Coding region: 180-665 (161 amino acids)
Source: RefSeq, a predicted model, not a curated record
CACCACAUCCACAUGAGUACAUCAGAAAAUACCGGAAAAUUAUUUUUCGGAUCGAGAUAAGCCCAAUCCAAAAUUCUAGAAUAGAAAAAGAAAAAACACAAGUUUGAAAUCACACUGCUCUCAACUGUAAUAAUUCCUCACAAACACAAAGAAGAGGAUCCAUAUUAGGCAGAAGAAGAAUGCCGAAGGACAAGACAAUCGGCGUCGCCAUUGAUUUCUCCAAGAGCAGCAAAUCCGCGUUGCGGUGGUCGAUCGAUCAUUUGGCCGAUAAAGGCGAUACAUUUUACAUUCUCCACGUCAAAUCUUACUCCGCCGACGACUCGCAGAGCCAACUCUGGGCACAAUCCGGUUCUCCUCUGAUGCCAUUGGCCGAAUUUCGGCAGCCGGAGAGGAUGAAGAAGUACAACGUCACCAUUGAUAUUGAAGUUCUCGACAUGCUCGACACCGCCGUCAGGCAGAAAGAGAUAAAUGUGGUGGUAAAGUUGUAUUGGGGAGAUGCUCGAGAGAAGCUUUGCGAAGCUUGCGAGGAAUUGAAAUUGGAUUCUUUGGUUAUGGGUAGUAGGGGCCUCACUCUCAUCCAAAGGAUCAUUGUGGGGAGCGUGAGCAAUUAUGUGAUGACACAUGCAAAUUGUGCAGUUACCAUUGUGAAGGAUCUACGAAUUUAGAACUCGACCAAAAUUUAUUUAGUGAGAGAUAAUGUGAAUCAUUAAUAGGUGGCAAAUUUACAUUAAUUGUUGAGUCAUUGGUACUCCCAAGUUAUGUUUGAUAAUAAACCUCGAUUAUUAUAUCGAAUUUGAUUCAUGAAUUCUAUUGCUUGAAAAA